Molecule: messenger RNA, 5319 nt
Organism: Pelodiscus sinensis (Chinese soft-shelled turtle)
Lineage: Eukaryota; Metazoa; Chordata; Testudines; Trionychidae
Source: RefSeq, a predicted model, not a curated record
GGGGCGAGGGAAGCUGGUUGACAGGGAAAUCCGCUUCCCCCGGGGCAGUGCUGUUGGUCGCUGCCGGGCGCCCAUCUCCGGACCGGAGGGUCUGCGCUAGGAGAUGGCCACGGGGCCAGAGGCAGGCUGCUGCUUCCUUCAGCUGCUUAGGCGGGCUCCGCUGGAGUCCCGGCCUGGGCCAGGUGAUGCUGUUGCACUUGGAGGCCUCUCGUCCGCUCCGGAUGUUCCUCCUCGCCCGUGAGCCCGGAUAGCGGCCCCCAUGCCCCAUUCUGUCCCCUUCCGCCCCGGUGCCGCGGGGAGGCCGCGCUUGUUCUCUGCAGGAUCGGAUCACAGAUAACUCCCGGCGGGACUGGGUUCACCCGGCAUGGAGGGUGGGCUGGGAUCGCUUCGGGACCCGUUGGACUCCGGAUGGUGUUUCCCGGCGAACGCAUGGGCGGGUGUUUGGAGGCGCCCGGGUCGUGGCUCGCUUGAAGGAGGACAGUGCUUUGAUUUGUAGGCUUGUGAUGCGCCGGCAGUGGCCCAGUCGGGCUGUAGAGUGAGGCCUUGAGUUUGUGGGAUCGCUCGCUCAGGCUUGACACCUGCUGGUUUAACAGCAGCGCCACGCCGUAGCCGCCUGUGCAAAAGACCUGUCUACAUACUUCACUCAGAUUUUGUUCUAGAAAAAUUGAAUCAGUUGAUAAAACUUCUUUCUUUGACUCCUAAGUUCUUUUUGUGCCAGCAGCUGAGCUAGGGAAUCGCCUACCGACUUACCACUUUCUAAAAUAAAAUUUAUAAACAUUGUUCACCUAUUUGAGUCUAGUUAGUGUCAUCCUCUGACUUAUGCUGGAUCUUCUUCAGUUGUGCUUCCCAGACCAUGAACUUGAUUGCAUGGUAUCUGGCUAUGGAAAAGUAUACAGUGAUAAGUAAGCUUCAGUGUUAUGGAGACCUAGUUUUAUGAAAUGUUUGAAUCUUUUUUAUAGUGAAAGUGACCUUGGUAUGAAGGUUUGCGAGGUGAUGAAAUGGAGGAAUAAUAGUGUGCACUUAUGUUUUUGAAAAUUAUAUUUAAUGAAGUCCGUGUGCUUUGAAUUAGUGACGAUGUAGAGCCUUUCCGAAAGCCUCAUCCAUUUAUCCAAACAUUUCUUCUUUGAAGGACUCCUUCUACUGCUGAUACAGAUUUACAUGUAUGUUUUAAAAAACAUAUCACUUCCUUGGGUUAUUCAUUUAAGCCAUCUGAUGACUUUUUUUUACAUUUAUUACCAUCUUUUGUUAGGUUUUUUAUUUGCUGCUUAUCCAAUUAGAUUCACUUGCAUUUCUAUCUGUGGAACAGUUUGACAUAAAAUUAAAUCUAUGUGCAAAUCUGAAAUUAAUUUGUCUGGCUUACAUAUGAGGAGUUGUAUAUUGUGUCCAUGGUGUAUGAUGGAAAAUCUUGAUAGUUGUCAUCACUGAAGUACUGAGCACACCUGGUUCUGGGUUGACGACACAAUACUGGGGAAAUUAUUUUCGUUCAUAGGAACACAGAAAGGUGCUAGAAAACUGCUGAAAUACUUCAUCAAAAUGCUACAUGAAUUAGUGAGCAAAUGGAUUUGACUUUUCAAGAAACGAAGGUCCUUUCAGAGAAUCCUUUCUCCCGCUGAAUUCUUUCCUUGCACAUUGGCAUUGCUGUUUCAUCUGUUGAGAAGAUAGCACGUACAGAUGUGAGGAGCUGUUUAUCAACACGAGCAAUUAUCAAACAAGAGGCUUUCUAGUUCAUAGACUUGUCUGUAGAAAGAAAAUAUUCAGAUAGUUUAGAAGUAAAAUAAGAUCUUUGCAGGAAUUUGUGCUUUUUUUUGUGCUAAUACAGAUGAUGUGAUCACUCUGUAAUUUGUAGGUAUACGUGGAUCCAAAAUCUGAAUAAUUUAGUGAGUUCAGUAUGGUAUCUUGUAUUUCAGAUAAAUUAGGGCUUUCUGUAUAAUGUGGUGGCAUUCUUAACUGCUUGUCAAAAACAAACAACACACCACCAGAAAAUCUAAAGGCUAAUUUGGUGCAUAGGUUUGCUUUGUUUCUGUAAUCUGGUAGUUUGUCAGAUCACAUUCAGUGGUUCUUGGUUAUGUGUUUGGGAUGCAGCAAGCUCUUGCAGGUGGAAAAACACAGCAAAAGAGAUUUGUUUGUAAAUUCAUGUACUUUGAAAUCGAUUUGGAAUUUUUGGCUCUUUCCUAUGGUUGUCUGUCUUCAGUGCGAUAUUGGACUGGGGGCAAUUAGCAUGUUUUGUCAUGCACAUCAAAAGCAGGUGGACUUCAGAAGAACUGGACACGUAAUCUUGAGCUGGAUUUACACACCUUUCAAGGACUGAAAUAAGAGGGUUUUCCCUCCUAUCUUAUUGGCAGAUCUGUUGUAUUUCAACAGUUCAGUGUGGUACAGCUGAUGACCAGUUGAUCUCAGCAUGUUUACAUCUUUUGCGGAAGUCACCCUUAACAUUUGAAUUUUCUUUCCUACUCCUAAAACGGAUUCACAAACGGCGAUGCAAUGCAUAGCACUGUGCUGAAGUACAGUAUGUCUCACAUUUCUCUUGGAACAAGGAAGGAGUUCUCCACGUUAAGUUGAUUUUACAGAAUUUAUCAGGUCUUCCAAGCAAAAACAGGUGAUUUUUGCUGUGGGUUGAGCUCAGAAUGGCUGUAGUCAUCCGUUUACAGGGGCUUCCUGUUGUUGCGGGUCCUGCAGAUAUUCGCCGUUUCUUCUCGGGAUUGAAUAUUCCUGAUGGAGGAGUGCAUAUUAUUGGAGGAGAAACUGGGGAGGCUUUUAUUAUAUUUGCAACAGAUGAAGAUGCACGACGUGCCAUGAGUUGUUCAGGAGGGCUUAUCAAAGACUCCCACAUAGAGCUCUUUCUCAGCAGCAAGACUGAAAUGCAAAAUACAAUAGAAAUGAGCCGGAAAAGAUUUGAUCGUGGGGGAAGAGAAACAUUAUCUGGGUCUAGACGAACAAGUGGUAGUAAUUCUGGUACAUCAGGUGUUGGGAGCCUUUCAAAUUUAGUUGCAGCUAUUACAAAAGGAAUGAAUAAAUCUGGUUAUGUUCCAUCAAAUCACCAAGAGUCUGGCUUUCAUACCAAUGGCACAAGACAUGGUGAUUCAAGAAAGGAGUCACAGAGUUCAGAUGAUGUUUAUUUAUUUCUACAUGGUAUACCGUAUUCUGCAACAGAAUAUGAAGUACGUGCUUUCUUUUCUGGAUUACGAGUAGAGGGAGUGAUCUUUAUAAAACGUCGCAAUGGCCUAAAUAAUGGGGAUGGUUUGGUAAAAUUUGCUACAUCUCACGGUGCCUUAGAAGGACUUAAACGACAUAAACAAUAUAUGGGUUCAAGAUUUAUAGAAAUAAGUCCAGCUACUGAAGAACAGUGGAUUGAAUAUGGUGGUAGGGUAGACAUGAAGAGUGAGAUUGCUCGUUACUUAAGCAAGGAGCGUUCUCCCACACGACGUUCAAAUUAUACUCCUUCAAGGAAACAUUCUCAUUCAAGAUCUCCUCCAAGGAGACAAAGAACACGUUCUCGUUCACCUCACAGCCAGGAAUUUUACAUACAUUUAAGAAACCUGUCUACUUACCUUGAGAAGAAAGAUCUGAGAGCUUUCUUUGAACAGCUGGAUGUGAGUAACAACCAAAUUAAGUUUUUAUUGGAUAGUCAUCAAAGGAGGACAAGAAAUGCAUUUGUGAUGUUCAGGAGUCAGAAGGAUUUUGAAAUUGCUCUGGGAUUUCACAGGCAGUUUCUUUUCAAUCGUCCUGUUUACAUUUUUCCUAUUUCUAGAAGAUCAAUGUUGAAAUUAAUUGAAUCAUAUGAGAAGAAGAGAUCACAAGAAAGAGAUCAGCCUGGACAGGCUGUAUCAGAAAAGAGUUACCGAGAGGGACGUCCUGGCCCAAAGAUGUGCAUAUAUAUAAGAAACUUUCCAUUUGAUGUGACAAAAGUUGAAGUGCAAAAGUUCUUUGCAGGAUUUGCUAUUGAUGAAGAUGAUAUCUACUUGCUUUAUGAUGACAAAGGAGUUGGUCUGGGAGAAGCAUUGGUAAAAUUUAAAUCUGAAGAGCAGGCAAUGAAAGCAGAAAGCUUAAAUCGUCGAAGGUUCUUGGGAACAGAAGUACUUUUAAGACUUAUAUCUGAGGAACAGAUGCGGGAAUUUGGUAUACAUGUUCCACCAUCAGCACAAAGUGGAAAAGUGCAGGUUCAUUCACAGGCUUUUGACAGAGGUGAACAUUCCCGUCCAGCUGCUUCACCACCUGGACAACCACAGGGACUAUCUAUGAACUCAUUUGGUCCUCCUGGGAGUUUUAGGCAUCCUCCUGAUGUUAGACGGCCGCCUGAGGAUUUCAGAGGACCGCCUCCUUUUAUGGAUUUUGGUGGUGAUGGCGAAUCUUAUGGUAGGGUGGAAUAUGGAAACAAUAACACAGGAGGCUUUCCUGAGGGAAGAUUUAUGUCCGAUCCAAAUUUCAGUGGUGGUGGUUCCGAUCGCGUAACUCCUAUUAGAUUAAAGAACUUGCCAUUCAGAGCCACUCCUAAUGAAAUUCUGGAUUUUUUCUAUGGCUAUAGUGUCAUUCCAGAGUCUGUUUCUAUACAGUAUAAUGAACAUGGAUUACCUUCAGGUGAUGCCAUUGUUGCUAUGGCAAAUUAUGAGGAAGCAAUGUCUGCUAUUAAUGAACUAAAUGAUAGACCAGUUGGCCCACGCAAAGUUAAGCUAAGCUUACUUUAAAGAGAAAAUGUUUCUCACAUUAAAAAUUCAAGACAUCACAGUAUUGAUGCAGUAAGAUGGAUUCUUAUUUACAAUUUUUUUUACUGGAAGAUGCAGAAGAACAUUUUUCUGUAAACAGGAAGUUGUAAAUAGUGUCACGUUGAGUUAUUUUGCAUUGGUUUGAGUUGACAUCUCUAAGGUUUUUUAGAAGAUAUCUUGGAAUGCUUGCUUUUAUUUUUAUGGAAUAUGGAGAGUUCAGUAAUCCUAAUGGAUUUGGCUUCUAAGGUACAUCUUGAUAUUAAGACAUACAAACAUGGAGUUGUAAUACGUUUGGAGUUUUUUUGCUUUUAUCCCACAGAUCCAUGGCUCUUUUGCAUCAUUUGAAAAUGUAAAAGUGCUGGAUGGCUUGAUUGUACAGACAGGUCAAAGAGAACAGUUUGUGCCACCUUCAUUAGUAAAUAUCAUUGGGCCUAUAGUCAACCUUUAUAUAUUUAGAAUAGGUAAACUGUAAACAUGAGUAAAUUUCUUGUGUAAACUGUUUUAGUCUUGUUCAAUUUCAUGUGGUUGCAGGCAUCUGAAAUUAUUCUCAUAAAAUUAGUUCUCUGUUCAUGUUAGCUGACUUUUAAAAAAGUGCAACUUAAAAAUAAAAGGAUUUACA